Vigna unguiculata (cowpea) is the source of this 810-nucleotide messenger RNA. The record is from RefSeq and is a predicted model, not a curated record. NCBI's taxonomy places the organism in Eukaryota, Viridiplantae, Streptophyta, Magnoliopsida, Fabales, Fabaceae.
AUGUGCCCUGCGGAAAACAGGUUGGCGUUCUCGGUUUAUAUGCUCACGGGAGAGGCAGAGCAUUGGUGGAUCAGCACCAAAUCCAUCCUGGAGGAGAGGGAUGAGCCAGUGACAUGGGAGACUUUCAGAGAGAGAUUCCUCUCAGAGUACUUCCCAGACAGCAUCCGGAAAUUCGAGAAUGGGCUUCGUGGUGACAUCCGUUUGAUGGUGGCUCCCUUGUCCAUCAAGGAUUUUGCCGCUCUAGUAGAGAAGGCCAAGGUGAUGGAGAGGAUGAAGCGUGAGGUAGAAGGUCAGCGCCCACAACAGUCACAGCUGCCUCAGAGGAUGGGUGGACCAUCUGGGUCCAAGCCCAGACAUGAGGAGCAGAGGAGAUCGUAUGAUAGACCCCACCAUCAGCCUCAGGGGUUUAGGAGUUUUUCUCCACAGCAAGGUCGAGUUCAGUGCUACAUAUGUGGGGGCCCUCAUUUGAGGAGUGUCUGGCCGCGUAUGGAGGGUUAUCGCCGGUGCAACAACUGUGGCAAGGAAGGUCACUUUGGGAAGGACUGUCCCAACCUUGCCAGGGCAGCAACACGCCCUCUAGUUCAGACUCCCCAUCAGCAUCAGAGGAGGGACAAAGGCAACAGGCCCAAGGCGACAAGCAGGGUAUAUGCUAUGACCGGGGCAGAGGCUGCAGGCUCAGGUAAUCUUCUUAUGGGUCGAUGCAUGAUAGCGGGUGAAUCUUUGUGUGUACUGUUUGAUUCUGGAGUGACACACUCAUUUGUGUCAUUUGCUUGUGUGGAGCGUUUGAGUCUGCCGAUGCGCGAGCUAUAG